UUGCCUAGUUAAAAAAAAAACAGGUAAAUAUUGGAAAGACAACUUGAUAAAGCAGGUUGGUUGGAUUAGAUCAAAACUGGUCUGCUGGUUUAUCCUUUCGAGUAAGACCUAGACAACCAGGUAAGGGGAGUUCUUUACUACAUCAUUCCAUAAUCAAAAACACGGGAGGAGCGAAAACCCACAGCCAGUCGACGCUCUGUGGAAUAAAUAGAUCGUUAACUGAACGUAAAGAACAGACAGUGGGGCCAUAGUACCUGACCAGAGCAUUACCAUCCACAUCCAUUUGGGGGCAGAAUUGAGUUGUCAAAAUAUAAUAUAAUGUCGAGGGAAGUAGCCAAUUGACUAUCAUUACUUGCGUAUACGUACAUGCACCACUAUAUGCACCACUAUAGGCUAUUUUAUAGCUCACUGCUCAUCGGACUCAUUUUUAUCUGGGAAUUGCAUUAAAUAAUUUAAACUUUGCAUUAUCAUUGUUUGCCAAAAAUGUAGGGCUGGCCUCCCACCUGGCUAAUUAUUCAACAGGCAAGUUAUCCACAUGUUAAAUGUAAUUGUACUGAGGGAAAAAGCCUGUCCGCAUAACGGCACGGGAUCUAUUAUGUACUAUUUAAUAGGCUCUAGUUUGUAUGGACUGUGACAAGUAUUGCCAUUCUCAUAAAAUUGCCAUUCUCAUGAGAUUUGCAUACGCAUAGUAACUAUUCAGCCAACGCUGCGCUGGAACUCUGGAACUUGUUGCUGUCACUGGGCGGGCCCUAAUGAUGUUGUACGCCUAGACGGGGGGUGUAAUUCAAGUGAAGGAAAAUCGAGUCAAGGGAGUUACCUCAACGGCAAGCUUUCGAGAUAUGAGAUCGGGACAUAUUUCAUGUCCGUCUUUCGCUAAAUUAAAAAAAGAAGUGGAGAAAGAUACAAUUGAGAGUUACACAGCCAACAUUCCGCCUAUCAGCUGGUGGACAAAUGUGACCCCCCCCCCCGUGCAUGCACAAAUUCUCUGUGUUUACAAGUGAUUGAAACCGUGCCAGCGAAGAGGGAAAAAGAUAACCAAGGAGGGAUGGUGGACAAUUCCGGUAGCAGCAAGGCACAAAUGCCCAGCAUGUCACAGGAGAGUGGUCUGGGGGGUGUCUAUCCUCAGGCAGGCACGGCAGGAGGAAUGAAGCUCGAGGCUGUCAUGGAGCAGCUGCAGCGCCAGCAGCAGGCCAGGCUGGAGAUGGAGCGCAAGGAGAGGCGGCUCCGCGAGGCCCACAUCAUGUACACCCAACAGGUAGCAGCGCAGCAGGCCAUCCUAGCUGCGGCUAGGGCCUCUGGAGCUGGCUUCAUGGGCAAGGCACUGGUUGGAGGUGGUUCAGGGAUACCCAGAGGAGGCCCACUGUCCCGGGUCUCUAACCAGAGCAGUGUGGACUCAGAGAGGGAGGACGAGGAGGACAGAGGCCGGGAUUCAGGGGAUGAAGAUGACGAUGAGGAGAUGAUGGAUGGAGAUGAGGGGAGCGAGGAGGAAGAGGGAGGGGCUAGUGGUCUUGAGUACCUCCGCAAGCAGACACUGGCUCUUCAACAGGGUGCCUCCCACCUCCCAGCGAAUCCAUUUGGUAGUUACUCUACCUCGGGCCCCCAGAAUGCCCCAUUGCCACCCGUUAGGGUGAAGCAGGAGCCUGACGAGAGCCGCUCUCCUGCAGGGCCCCACUCUGCCUCCUCCCCCAACGGGCAGGCCGACUGGAAUAGCUUUGAUGAUCAAUUAAAACAGAAUGGGAGCGCUGCUUGGGCUGAUGAGAAUGACAGUGGAAGAGGAAGAGGAGGAGAGGCCUCCAGAGACUUUGCUAAGCUGUAUGAGCUUGACAGUGACCCCAACAGAAAGGAGUUCCUGGAUGACCUGUUCACCUACAUGCAGAAACGAGGAACUCCAGUGAACCGCAUCCCCAUCAUGGCCAAGCAGGUUCUGGACCUGUACAUGCUUUACAAGCUGGUGACGGAGAAGGGCGGCCUGGUGGAGGUCAUCAACAAGAAGAUCUGGAGAGAGAUCACCAAGGGCCUCAGUCUGCCCACCUCUAUCACCUCUGCUGCCUUCACCCUUCGCACACAGUACAUGAAGUACCUGUAUCCCUUUGAGUGUGAGAGGAAAGGUCUAAGUUCGCCAGGCGAGCUUCAGGCGGCCAUCGACAGUAACCGCCGGGAGGGCCGUCGCCCUAGCUACAGCAGCAGCCUCUUCCGCUUCUCCCCCAGCACAGCCCCUCACAUCCUCUCCCCUCCCAAGAUGCACCUGUCUGCACUGGGGGCGGGGGCCGCUGGGAGCCUCAACGGCCUGCUGGCGUCACCCGUCCACACUCUCAAAAAAGAAGAGAUCACCCCCUCCGUGAUGGCAGCGGCUCGUGGUACCUCCAUGUCCCUGGCGCUGGGGCAGCAGCAGGUGUCAGGGCUGGCCCGGGCUGCCACUCUGGAGCAGCUGAGGGAGAAGCUGGAGACUGGUGAGGGCCCUGAGAGGAAGAUGGCACGCCUGGCAGAGGAGCAGCAGCGUCUGAUGCAGCAGGCCUUCCAACACAACCUGCUUGUCAUGGCCUCGCAGGUCCCCAUGAACCUGCGCCUGGGCAACAGCACCACCGCUAGAGUGGGUUAUGCAGAUGUAUGCUGCAAGACACCCACAAGGAAAUAUGAGAAGCAGCAGGACAUGGCUCUGAGCAUCUCCACCAAUGGAUCUGCUAGCAUCAGUGUGUCUGUGGAGGUCAACGGCACACUCUAUUCAGGAACCCUGUUUGCACAGAAGUCAGGCGCACCAGGUACUAGCGUGUCCACUGCGGCCACAGUGCCCCCUGUUGGACCCAGCGCUGGGUUUGGGUUCGCCACCUCUGCUCACAGCCACAGUCCAAGCUCCUCCUCUUCCAAGGGGCCUUGCUCGGCCGAGCCCUCCUCCAGUGGCUCACCUUAGCUCAGGCCGCCCUACCACCCACUCUCCAGGCUUUUCCUCACCACCGAGGCCUAGCAUGAAUACAGUACAUUGAUAAAUCGACAAGAAAAAACUGUUGCACAACAAAUACCUCAUCGUUCCUGUCAACCUUGGCUACCCAUUUAUGAAUACACAAUUCACACACCCAAUUACAUCUCAAGAAAACAUGCACCCACACACACACCUAUGCAUUUUACACACUCGACACACAUGUGCACAAACACACAUGCAUUUCAGACACCCAGCACACAGAGACUCUUAUACCAAAUGCAUGCUAAACACAAUCAAAUCACUCAGCCAAAACCCACUGACAGGUGUUCACAACUGAACUUGAAGAGUUUUAUUUUAUGAUUUUGUUUGUUGCCGUUUGUUUUUUUUUUGUUUUGUUUUUUGAAACAUUAUUAUUUUUUUAGUUAUCUUUUUACAUACCUAAAAUCAAGUAACCUGCAGUGGUAUCUUUACCUCAGGAGCUGUAGUAUACUUCACCUGAAUUAACUUUAUUUUUGUAUCCUUUUUGAUCUUGUUGAAAUCAGGGGAAUUUUGGGGAAUUUCACAACGGAACCUCACUCACCUCAGCACACCUCCUACGCAUUUAUACAGUAGCUCUAUCACAACGCUCGAGUUGCCAUGACGACGGUCCGUAGCCUUUUUACUUCUGAGUGCACUACAUUAUUGAUCCUACAGAUCGCCAUGUAAUACCUCGUAUACAGUAGUCACUCCCACAAUCAAUACCAGGGAGUCACCCACUCAUUUAGCCUAUUUGGAAUGAUGUACUUAAUCUUCAAUCUAACUCAAGAUACAGAUGGUGCUUGUGUCUAAAAGGCUUUGAGGAUCAGAAUUAGCUCUGGACAUUUUAUCACACACAAUGUGAUGUUAUAAGAACCGACUGAUCCGCCGAUCUGUUUAGGACUAGCAAGCUCCAAACUCACCACCCCGCAUCUAUCUAUCUAAUAAUCAGAAAGGUGGUGAAGGUGUUCUGGUCCCUGCUCUGGGAUCAGUGUGUGUCCCUAGUUCAAUUCAACAGAGAGGAGAGACAUAUCCACCCAUCAAUGGUUUUCCUCCAACACUGACAGACCAGAAGUGUUUUAACCACAUACCUUUUCAAACCUCAUAUUCGCCUCUCCGUUUGGGAGAGGGGCCUUUCUCAGGAAGCAUUGUGAAGUCUCUUAUUAUGGACUCGCUUUGUCAUUUUAAAAAAAGGAUCCCACCGAAAGAAUGCGCAAGUCUAACAAACUGUCUUCAAAGAAUACCUCAGACUCUCUAGAAGGAGACGUACACUACAUACCUCAUUGCUGAAAGCCAGCGUGACUUGACCUGGGUGUUUGAGUCCCUGUGACGAGCAACGGUCCACAGGAGUGGACUCCUCCGGAAUGCUGGACUACAAACGUAGAGACUUGACUGCUGGAUUUUCUUGGGGGCACAUUAUUAUACCAAGCUGAACUGGGAUGUGCUUGCUCUCCUCUGGUUUUCUCUGGCUUCCUGCAUUUUAUGAGACUAAAUCUAUUUAAGAGUAUUGCUCUGCAUGUGUACAAUCAGGUGGCCAGUUUUUUACACCGUAAUCCUCUGGUGUGUGGUAGCCUCUGGUCAGUGCACAGCUGAAUACCAAAGACUAGCCCUGUUCCCUGCCCAGGCUGUUGUGUGCUAGCUGCUGUGGGUUAGCCGAAUAGGCUAGCUGAACCACUAGGUAGGAUACAGUGGGGUAAAGGAUGGGUUUCAUAAUAGCCCAUCUUCUAUAGUCCCUGCUGUUAAAGUUGUCAGCUCUAGUUAUGUUGCUUUCCUUAUCUUAAUCAGACCUUUGCUUACCUGUGAUUGAGUCUUGGGACUGGUUUUGUUCUGCCUGGCAUGGCACACAUCACCUGACAUAUACCUCAGUGAGUUAUGCUGCAGUCGCACAGUGUAUGAUGCACAAAAAGCCCUUCGACCUAACCUCUACAUUGAAUAAGACUGAGAAAGGGUAGCUGUUUCUCCAACUGGUUUCUCUGUCUCAAUUCAAAGUUCAGGCCUCCCAAAUUCCUCCGACACAUCCACUGUUACAGUAUUUCCAUUCUCAUACUGUUCAGGUAAUUUCUCAGCAUUUUUAAUAGAACAUGAUUUGGAUUCAAUUAAUUUCUAGCAUUAUCUGUGUUGAAUGUGAGGCGUUUAACUGUUUCUAAACCUUUUACCCCCUUAUCUCUGAGGUGGGCAGCCUUGUUGCCUUCUUUUUUUAAAUUGAACCUUUAUUUAACUAGGCAAGUCGGUUAAGAACAAAUUCUUAUUUACAAUGACGGCCUAGGAACAGUGGGUUUAACUGCCUUGUUCAGGGGCAAAACAGAUUUUUAUCUUGUCAGCUCGGGCAUUCGAUCUAGCAACCUUUCGGUUACUGGCACAACGCUCUAACCACUAGGCUACCUGCUUCCCUAGUAAGCUGUGUUUUAGCUGUUAUUUGUUGGCUUUUGUGGCGCAGACCACCGGUCAGGAUUACAGGACCUCCACAACAUAUAUACAAUGACUGAAGAGAGACCUGCAAUCCCUCAAUGAAAUAUUAUGUCCACAUUUAAUAAAGGUGAAAGAUGUAGUUGCUGCCUUAAUCAGCUGUGAGAGAACAGUGAACCUUUCAUGACUCUGCUAGGAAUGACUGUUUUAUCUUCAAGCUUAAUCCUUUGAAGAGUAACCUAUUUCCAUGAUCUUUAUGAAUUCCGUCAGACAUUAAGGCAUUCAUCAUUCAUGUUAUUGGUUUCAAAACCAAGGUAUGCUAUUUAUUUGUGUUGAUUUUUCUUCUUCUGAUGGAUCGAGUUACCUUGAUCACUUAGGUGGUGUCACUAAAACCCUUUUUCGUUUCUCUCGCUGUUUUAAACAGAAAUGUCUGUUUUCUAUCCAAUCAGUCUAGUCAAUGACUGUCUGACAGUGUAGCCUUACAGCCUUUGCAUGAGAGAGGGAGCGUGUGUGAGAGCAAGUUCAGAAUAUGCUAGAGGGUGUGUAACAACCAUGUAACGCCAUGUAGGAGACUGCAGGUGGUGCUGUCCUCCAAGACCACACCAUGACAAGGGUGGGCAACAGGUUAGAACCACAUUCACUGGGAAUUCAGUUUACAGCUCAGGCUUAUGUGGGUUACAAUUGUGUGUCUGUGUGGGCUCUUGAAGACCUCUUACCUCAGGGCAUUGGGCUGCUGUCAUUGUUGCAUUUGGUAUUGAAGUUAUGCAAUUGGCAUGUAUACUGAGGGACACAUCCAAAUGCAAAUCUUGGACAACCUUAAAGCUGUCUCUAGUGACUUGCUAAAUGCCAUUUUAGAUUGGUUCGGUUUUUGUUGCUUUUUGAUUUGUCAUCAGUUACAGGCAAGGAGGUCACAUCACUCAGGAAACUGUGAAGUUGAAAGUCUGCAGAACCUUGUCCCUGGAUGGUUUGGAUUUUAUUAGAUUAUCAAUUGUUUAAAUCUAACCUGAUCUGUGUAAUACAAGUGCAUAUGUAAGUGGUUAUUGAAUACCUCAUUUAUCAAUUCUGUUGUUUUUGGCUUGUAUAAUGCUCCGUAUAUACAUCUGUGGGGUUUGUGCAUAUUUUUGUACGGUUGUUAUCAUGUCCAUAAUAAUAACAUUACUGAUGUUAUAGUUUUCUCUUUUGAUUAAAACAAAAUUGGGAUGUGAAUGCUUGUAAAACUGGUUUGUGCUGAUUGUAUUUAAAAGAGGAGCACUUUUCCAAAGUGAUUGACACAUUCAGUUUUGUUCAUAUUAGUAAUAUAAAGAUAUGGUUCUCAGGGCUUUAAACUUGUAUGUCAUGAUAAAGUUUUACUUUAUAUCUU
Molecule: messenger RNA, 6698 nt
Organism: Oncorhynchus mykiss (rainbow trout)
Lineage: Eukaryota; Metazoa; Chordata; Actinopteri; Salmoniformes; Salmonidae
Product: AT-rich interactive domain-containing protein 3B
Biological process (GO): regulation of transcription by RNA polymerase II
Cellular component (GO): nucleus
Molecular function (GO): DNA binding
Source: RefSeq, a predicted model, not a curated record